AAUAAAAAUAAACAAUAGUUUUGAAAGAUCAAUGUUAUUAAAUAACAUAAUUAUCACAUUGCAUGGAAAUGUAAAAAAAAGUAAAAGUAGCAUCUGAAAGUUUCUGUUCUCUUGGCUACCAGUUUUUGGCAAUUUAUUAAAUUAUUUAUAGGUAAAACUUUAAUUUUACACAAUGUCUCAGCAUUCAGAAAAAGAGUUUAUUGACGCUAGCACAACAAAUAUUGGUCUUUGCACAUCUCCUUUAAAUAAAUUUGUAUGGAAUAUGGCUAACACAAGAGUAUUAUUAGAUUUAUGGAAAGAUAAUUACAAAGCAUUAACAUCUGUAAGAAGAAAUACAAAUAUUUACAAGCAAAUGGCAGCUGAAUUUUCAAACACAUUUAAUAUCGUACCUCCGUUAACUGGAUAUCAAAUUCAAUCUAAAAUUAGUAAUUUGAGGAAACAAUUUAGACAAGAAAAACAUCAAGUUGGUUCAUUGAUAGGAGCUCCUAGUAAAUGGUGGCCUGAAGAUAUUGUUGCCAAAAUAAUAGGUGGUGAAGCUUCCCUUGACAAUGACCUUUUAUCUCAAAGUCAAAACUUUUCUACUCAGGAUUUUCAAGAUGGUCAGAUUGUCACAAUGGAAGAUGGCAAGGAGACUGUCAGUAUUUUAAAUAUUGAAGCUUUGGAUGAUACAAGUGAUGUGCAAUCGAUUGUAACUAUUCCUGAUGAGGAACCAACUCAAUCUACAUCCGGCUGCAAUAAACGAAGGAACUCUGAUGAUGAAAAAACUUUGAAUAAAAUAGCAAAAACUGAACCAGUGAGAAAAAAUAAAAAAACAAAUUUUUCUUCUGAAUAUUAAAAAAUAGCAAAUAAAAAUCUAGAUGUUCAAAUCCGUUCGCAAGAGCUACGAAUCAGAGAGGUUGUUGCUUUAGAGCGUAUUUGCGAUGCAAUUGAAAAUGCAUCUAAAGCCCUAGUAGAUGUGUCUAAAGCCUAAGUAGAAUAUUAUAAAUUUUUAAUAAAAAAAUAAGGUGUUCUAUUAGUCAAGAUAUCUUUUUAGUAAUUAUGUUAAAGUUGAAAGGUCAGUAUUUUUUCAACAGUAUACCUUGUUUACAAUUCUAUGCAAUAUAUAUUUCUUAAGGUUUUUCAAUGUUUUAACUAAAGAGAUGGUUAGUGAAAUAUUGUACAAGCUUGUAGAUGAAGCUCUAUUUAUAUAUAUUUUUUCAUGUUACCAUAUUACUUUUAUGAAAGGAAUUUUUACUUUAUGUAAAAUAAAAUGAUUUUGUGAUUUCAAGCAUUAAAAUGUAUAUCUGGUGGUAUUUUUUAAAUUUGUCAUGUUAUUUUAUAAAUACCUUUUUUUGUAUCUCUAUGCUAUAUAUAUUUAGUAUUUUUACCAAAUAA
Molecule: messenger RNA, 1374 nt
Organism: Hydra vulgaris (swiftwater hydra)
Lineage: Eukaryota; Metazoa; Cnidaria; Hydrozoa; Anthoathecata; Hydridae
Biological process (GO): positive regulation of DNA-templated transcription
Cellular component (GO): nuclear body
Source: RefSeq, a predicted model, not a curated record